Molecule: messenger RNA, 1296 nt
Organism: Trichomonas vaginalis G3
Lineage: Eukaryota; Parabasalia; Trichomonadida; Trichomonadidae
Product: protein ubiquitination
Exons: 1
Coding region: 1-1296 (431 amino acids)
Source: RefSeq, a predicted model, not a curated record
AUGGUUCAUAUAACGAAAUUUCGCAACGAAUUAAAGCGUAUUGGCAUUCUGACAGAGUGUGGACGAUUUAAUAUCAAUAUUAAUGGUCGAAUAAUCAAAACAAAGAAGUCUUCUGCAGUUUGUUUUUCAGAUUUAAUCCAAGAAAAAUGCGUUCUUAAUAAAUCGAUGUCAUCAUAUCAAACAAAUCUAGAUCUUAAAUGUGAAGAUUCAAUUGACAUACUUUCAGAGUUUCUUGAAACAGGAAAAUUUGACUUUGAAGAAGAUGAAUCACAUUAUCAUGAUAUAUUUGAAAUUGGAAAACAUUUUGGAAAUCAAUUAUUCAUACAAUUAUAUGCAAAGCAUGUUAAAUUAGACAAAUCUAUUACAAAAGAAAACGUUUUUCAAAAGUAUGAAAUUUCAGUUUUUGAAAAUGAUAUUAUAAUAGAAAACGAAUGCAUUAGAUUCAUUUCAUCACAUUUGUAUUGUUUAGAUGACAAAGAUAUCAUUGAACACUUCGCAAAAAAUGGCUAUGAAUUUUGUGAAAAAAUCAUUACCUCAGACGAAUUAAAGAUCGACAACGAAGAUCAUUUAUCUCUUUUACUUUUAUCAAUUUGCAAACAGAAUGAUACAUUGUUUGACUUAUUUAGAUACAUCAAACUUACAUUUUGUUCACGAGAAACAUAUGAUAUAAUUUAUAAUUUUUGUAUUGAACAUUCAUUCGAAAGAGUUCUUCUUUCUAUAUAUAACGAAACAUUAAAGAAUUAUCAUUCAAAUCUUCGAGAAAAUAUUGAAAUCUCAAAUGAACCUAUUUCAACAUUCGAAAGACCUAUUAUUAAAAAUCAAUUUACAAUAUCAAAUAACUCUUUUGAUGUUAAUGGAACUAAGUUAGUAGGUUAUAACGAAAUUAAAAUGGAAUUUACAGCUUCAUCUGUUGCAAAUGGAAGUUUAUCAGAUAUAAAUUCUUAUAGAAAUGAUGUUGAUUUCUGUACUGAUAAUUUUCCAAAUUCAUGGAUAAAAGCUGAUCUAAAAGGAUAUAAAUUAAAGCCAAAAUCUUAUGUUUUACAAUCUACAAUUAUGUAUGAUAGUUGUUUAUUGAGGAGAUGGAAGUUAGAAGGAAUCAAAGAAGAUGGAACAACUGUUGUAUUAGAUAAUGAUAAAUAUUAUAGAUUUAAACAAAAAGAAAUCAAAGAAUUUCCACUUCAAACAAACGAAUAUUUUGUAUCUUUCAAAUUAACUCAAAUAGGAAAGAAUUCAAGCAAUGAUGAUUAUUUGCAAAUUCUUAUCUUUGAUUUCAAAGGUGAGUUAAUAAAAAUAUAA